UCCUGUCCCCUAAAGGACCUGAAGAGGCCAAACUCGUGUGUGAACACAUCCAGUGCGGCGGACUGAAGAAGAUCCCUCGGUUGGGGCAGAUGCCUGCACGUGACUUCCAGAGGUCGGCGAAGAUGAAGCUGAGCUGUCCAAGAGACGAGGGGAAGGUGGACAACCUGUGGCAGUGUGCGGUUCCGGUCUCCAAGCCCUGCCAGUACCCAGCAUCCGUCAUCUGCUCAGAGCACGAGAGGCUGCAGCUUAAAGGGAACAAGACCAGCUGUAACGGGCAGCUGCAGGAGGAGAAGGGCGGCACGUGGGUGGUGGUGAACAACAACAAGAACAGUCCGGACGACAGGUGUCGACAGAUGCACUGCGGCACCGCUGUCAACAUCACACAGGAGAAGAACAGUCUGCGGCUCAAGUGCACAGACAGAGUCCGGGUAGUUCUGAUGGAUCAGGACAAAGAGAGCCGCUGCUACGGAGCCGUUCGUGUUCAGAUCAACAGCUCCAGCAGCGCCGUGUGUGGAACCACCUGGACGAAGAAGGAGGCCGAGGUGGUCUGCAGGGAGCUCGAGUGUGGGACG
Molecule: messenger RNA, 572 nt
Organism: Stegastes partitus (bicolor damselfish)
Lineage: Eukaryota; Metazoa; Chordata; Actinopteri; Pomacentridae
Product: scavenger receptor cysteine-rich type 1 protein M130-like
Exons: 3
Cellular component (GO): membrane
Source: RefSeq, a predicted model, not a curated record